ACACUUUUACAACUACCUAAACCACCGCCCAGACCUAGGACGCAACAAUGUCAAUCACGCCGUUUAAGAGAAGAGUCUGUUAUUUUUACAACAGUGACAUAGAAAACUUUUAUUAUGGACAAGGUCAUCCUAUGAAAAUACAUAGGAUUCGAAUGACUCAUAAUUUGCUUUUAAAUUACGGUUUAUACCAAAAAAUGAGAAUAUAUAAACAUCAAAAAGCAACUGCAGAAGAAAUGACCCAAUUUCAUAGUGAUGAGUAUAUACGCUUCUUACAAUGUAUUCUUCCAGAUAAUAUGAAAAAAUAUAAUAAAGAAAUGCAAAAAUUCAAUUUAGGUGAUGACUGUCCAGUUUUUGAUGGUUUAUACGAAUUUAGCCAGCUAUCUGCGGGCGGUUCAGUAGCAGCAGCUAUACAGUUAAAUAGGCAUUCUACAGAUAUUUGUAUAAAUUGGGCAGGCGGUCUCCAUCACGCAAAAAAAUCUGAAGCCAGUGGAUUUUGUUAUGUUAAUGACAUCGUACUUGCUAUAUUAGAAUUGCUUAAAUACCAUCAACGAGUAUUGUACAUCGAUAUUGAUGUUCAUCACGGUGAUGGCGUUGAAGAAGCAUUUUACAUUACUGAUAGAGUUAUGACAGUUUCAUUCCACAAAUAUGGCAAUUAUUUCCCUGGUACUGGCGAACUUACAGACAUUGGAGCUGGAAAAGGAAAAUACUAUGCAGUUAACAUUCCCUUAGGAGAUGGAAUGGAUGAUGAUAGUUAUGAAUCAAUAUUCGUUCCAAUAAUUACUAAAGUAAUGGAGACUUUCCAGCCUAGUGCAAUUGUAUUACAAUGUGGAGCAGAUUCACUUACAGGAGAUAGACUUGGAUGUUUUAAUUUAACUAUUAAAGGUCAUGGUAAAUGUGUUGAAUUUGUGAAACUUUAUGGUGUACCUAUUCUUAUGGUUGGUGGAGGCGGUUAUACUACCCAAAAUGUAUCUCGAUGUUGGACAUAUGAGACGGCUGUGGCCUUAGGAGUUGAAAUUUCUAACGAAUUGCCGUAUAAUGACUAUUUUAAAUACUUUCUACCAGAUUCCAAACUCCAUAUUAGUCCUUCAAAAAUGAAAAAUACAAAUAGCACUAAAUAUUUAGAAAAAAUUAAAAACCGAAUCUUCGAAAACUUACGAAUGCUACCUCAUGCCCCAGGAGUUCAAGUCCAAGCUAUUCCUGAAGACGGUAUACAUAGUGAGUCUGAAGAUGAAGAUAAUGUUAACCCAGAUGAACGGAAUCCUCAGUCCAUUACAGACAAACAAAUUACACCUGACAAUGAGUUUAGCGAUAGUGAAGAUGAAGGAAUGGCUCCCCGAGUAGGGGAUGGAGGCCGAAAAGAUAACAGGUAUAGCCACUGUUUUAUUUUUCCUAUUAUAAUAUUCCAUGUAGGUAUAUAAAAAUGUUUUUGUUUU
Messenger RNA from Acyrthosiphon pisum (pea aphid), 1433 nucleotides. RefSeq names its product histone deacetylase Rpd3-like. Gene Ontology annotation, biological process: heterochromatin formation. Gene Ontology annotation, molecular function: histone deacetylase activity. Bases 48 to 1418 code for a protein of 456 amino acids. The transcript is spliced from 7 exons. Gene Ontology annotation, cellular component: NuRD complex. Lineage: Eukaryota; Metazoa; Arthropoda; Insecta; Hemiptera; Aphididae. The record is from RefSeq and is a predicted model, not a curated record.